GCACCGCGCUGAAGUUUGAACAGUUGGGUUUGAGGUAAGGAGGUAACGGUCGUUUUGCAGUUCCUGGGAGAGUCGGCUGUUUGCGAUAUGUCCACCAAGCAAAUUUAUUAUUCAGACAAGUACGACGAUGACCUGUUUGAAUAUCGGCAUGUGAUGCUGCCAAAGGAUAUAGCAAAGAUGGUGCCUAAAACACAUCUAAUGUCUGAAACGGAAUGGCGGAACCUUGGAGUCCAACAAAGCCAGGGUUGGAUACACUACAUGAUCCAUGAGCCAGAGCCUCACAUCUUACUAUUCCGAAGGCCACUACCAAGCAAGAAAUCUUAAAUACUUUAUUCUGUCUGUGUGUAUAUAUUCCCUCAGCUAUUCAUGUUUCCACUGAAAGCACCUUUCUCUUCAUUAUUUUGAUUUCGUUUGUUUACUCUACCUUGAAGAUAUCGCUGUGGCAUGUAAUACUGGUUUCUGUAGUGACCAUGACCUUCAAGAAGUAUCAUCACAGAAGAAAACUUUGUUGGAACAGAUAUUUAUGCUAUAUUAGGAAAGGAAGGAUACCACUGGAAUAGACUUUGUGGAAUUUUUAUUCCUGUGUAUGUUUAGUGAUGGGUAGGACUCCUUCUCGCCUUUUUUUUUUUUCUUUUUUUUUUGUCUAUCUAUGUUGUAUAUAUUUUUAUACUGACUGUGGUUUUUUUUUUUUUUUUU
Bombina bombina (fire-bellied toad) is the source of this 696-nucleotide messenger RNA. It is a transcript of the gene CKS1B, whose product is annotated as CDC28 protein kinase regulatory subunit 1B. Gene Ontology annotation, cellular component: SCF ubiquitin ligase complex; cyclin-dependent protein kinase holoenzyme complex. Gene Ontology annotation, biological process: regulation of mitotic cell cycle. The coding region runs from base 88 to 324 and encodes 78 amino acids. The record is from RefSeq and is a predicted model, not a curated record. Gene Ontology annotation, molecular function: protein kinase binding; cyclin-dependent protein serine/threonine kinase activator activity; ubiquitin binding. NCBI's taxonomy places the organism in Eukaryota, Metazoa, Chordata, Amphibia, Anura, Bombinatoridae. The transcript is spliced from 3 exons.